Molecule: messenger RNA, 597 nt
Organism: Symbiodinium necroappetens
Lineage: Eukaryota; Dinophyceae; Suessiales; Symbiodiniaceae
Source: the annotation of a GenBank genome assembly
AUGCAGGAGGAUGAGACGCAGCUCACAGAUUCGCUGGUGGACGAAGAUCUUCGGGCGGCGCAUGAGCAACGGCAAGAGAGAGAUGAGCUUGCGGCAGCAAAAUCCUCUGCGAAGACACACAGCGAAGCCGCACAUGAACGGAACCAGAGUCUUUCAGUCGACUUACCCAUUGAUGCCCUGCGUGAGGAAAUACUACAGGCAGUGAGGGCCGAGCGCGUCACAAUACUGGUCGGGGCCACCGGAUGCGGAAAGUCAACUCGGUUGCCGCAGUUCUGGAUGGACGAACCCGGGGCGAAGGUGCUGGUCACGCAGCCACGGCGCGUCGCCGCGGUUGAGAUUGCACGACGGGUUUCUUCUGAAAGGGGCGAACGGAUCGGCCAGAACGUUGGCUACCGCAUCUCCGGCGAGACGGUUCGUGGUUCUGGCAAAUUGCAAUUCGCAACUAUAGGUUAUGUGUUGACCUGGUUCUUGGCGAAGCCUGAGCAUUUCGGAAGCUUCACGCAUGUCGUCAUAGAUGAGGUUCAUGAGAGGGCGGCCGACAUGGAGAUGUUCCUUCUGCUUACCAAGCUCCUAAUGUACUUCUUCAAAGGGCCGAAG